GGCCAGUCCCUGUCCAGGCUGGCAGAGCGGGCGCUCUCGGCUGUGGGCGCUGUGACGUCGCGGGCCCAGCCCAGGGAGGUCCUCCCAGGGCGCCCAGGGAGGGCGGACCUUGGGUCGGACCCGCCGCCCCCAACCCCGGGGCCUGGGGGUCCCCUUCACCUUGCCCCGGCCUCCUGCCAGUCGCCACCACCCCUAGCCUCUCCCGCUGAGUUCGGCGCCCCAGAGAGGAUUAACACCCAGGGAGGCAGGGAGCUCUCUUUAUCCAAGGACGUGGCCCCCUGUAUGGGUAGUGGGGGCCACAGGCUGGGACACCCCUGAUGUCAGAAGUGAGUGGGCAGGUUGACUGACCGCAAGCAGUCCCUCAGCAUCAGCAUGGACUCCAGGAUCCCAUCUGCUAGGAGCUGGGUCAGCAGCCACCCACCCAUCUCUGAACCUGACCUGGAGCCUGCCACAGAUGGGCCAGCUUCCGAGACCACCACACUCAGCCCAGAAGCCACCAGCUUUAAUAACACCAGAAUCCCUGACGUGGCUGGUGGCACAGCCGGCGUGGGCACAAUGCUUCUGUCCUUUGGGAUCAUCACAGUGAUUGGCCUGGCUGUGGCCAUGGUUUUGUACAUCAGGAAGAAGAAGAGGCUGGAGAAGCUGCGCCACCAGCUCAUGCCUAUGUACAACUUCGACCCCACGGAGGAGCAAGAUGAACUGGAGCAGGAGCUGCUGGAGCAUGGGCGGGACACUGCCUCCGUGCAGGCCACCGCCGCUGUGCAGGCCACGCAGGCCAAGACUCACUGCACAAGGCCAGGCCAGGGCAGCCCUGGGAUCCAGCCUGGCUCUGUCCCGAUAGCCUGGUCACCUUGGAAGCUCCACUGGCCUCUCUGAGCCUCAGUUUUCUCAUCUGCAAGUGAAAAUCCUGAUUCUUGCCUCAGGUUGCUAAGGAACCUGGCUCCACAGCGGCAGAAUUAAGAGACUGGGCUCAGGAAGAGUCCAGGCUGGGAGUCCCCUGGUUUUGCUACCAGUUCUUUGUCACCUGGAUCAGGACUCAUUCCCCCUUGGGAUAUUCAGGAAAUUGGGCUGAGAACCUUGGUCCACCCAGCUCUUGGGACUACUGACUAUUUGACGGUUGUUUCCUGUGCAUCUCCGUUGUGCCAGCCCCUGUGCCGCGGCUUUGGGGCUUGGGGGUACAGAGGUGAACACUGUCUGCUGGGAGAGGUCGGUACAUGCAUAAUUAAUCCAGGCCCUGGGACCUGGGUUAAGUGCUGCAACUGGCUGA
Messenger RNA from Eubalaena glacialis (North Atlantic right whale), 1267 nucleotides. RefSeq names its product chromosome 7 C3orf18 homolog (gene C7H3orf18). The coding region runs from base 373 to 876 and encodes 167 amino acids. The transcript is spliced from 6 exons. The record is from RefSeq and is a predicted model, not a curated record. Lineage: Eukaryota; Metazoa; Chordata; Mammalia; Artiodactyla; Balaenidae.